Messenger RNA from Dicentrarchus labrax (European seabass), 1685 nucleotides. RefSeq names its product olfactory receptor 52K1-like. Lineage: Eukaryota; Metazoa; Chordata; Actinopteri; Moronidae. Gene Ontology annotation, molecular function: G protein-coupled receptor activity; olfactory receptor activity. Gene Ontology annotation, biological process: G protein-coupled receptor signaling pathway. The transcript has 2 exons. The coding region runs from base 286 to 1053 and encodes 255 amino acids. The record is from RefSeq and is a predicted model, not a curated record. Gene Ontology annotation, cellular component: membrane.
AGGUUCUUCUGGCAGGAGGCUGACUGACUGCAGACACAGCAAGGUGACAGAAAAUAAAGGGUAAUAUUUAAAUGCUUUGAUUAUUUCAAUCUCUGAACUAUUAUAUAUCUAACAACCUGUCGUCAGUUGUUUUUCAGGAACUACCCUCUUCUGUUUGCAAUCAUUAAUAUAUCCGGACUCGAAGAGCUUUUUUUGUUUCAGGUUGAUGGAAAACUACACAUUCAACAGCUUCACCCUCCAGCUGGAAGGGUUAAAGUGUUCAUCGACACCAGCCUCCACCAGCCUAUGUAUCUACUAUUUUGCAACCUGCCGCUCAAUGACGUUAUUGGGAACUCCGUCACUGUGCCCCGUUUGCUGAUAGACUUGUUGCGGCCUCCCUCCGAGCGCCUCAUCGGUUAUUACGAGUGUGUGAUUCAAGCUUUCAGCACGCACAUGUUCGGCACCACUUCCCACACUGUGCUCAUGAUUAUGGCCUUUGACAGAUUUGUGGCCAUUUGCAAUCCCCUGCGCUAUUCUUCCAUAAUGACCAACAAAAUGGUGAUCAAGCUGACAGUUUCUGCCUGGGGAGUGGCAUUUGUUUUGGUCGGUAUUCUACUCGGUCUGACCAUACGGCUGAACCGAUGCAGGACUAUGAUCAUGAACCCCUUCUGUGACAAUGCCUCCUUGUUUAAGCUCUCCUGUGAGAAUGUGUUCAUUAAUAAUGUCUAUGGUCUCACUUUCACUGUAGUCUUGCUCACCUCCUCUAUAGGCAGCAUGGUUCUCACCUAUACUAAGAUAACAGUGGUCUGUCUGACCAGUAAGAACAAGUCUUUAAACAGUAAAGCCUUGAAGACCUGCAGCACUCACCUCUUUGUAUAUAUUAUUAUGUUCUUCUGUGGAAUGCUCAUCGUCAUCCUGCAUCGCUUCCCUCAGCACUCUGACUACAGGAAACUGUCUGCCAUUUUGUUUCACAUCAUCCCCGGCAGCCUCAACCCCAUUAUUUAUGGGAUUCAGUCCAAAGAGAUACGAAAAUUCAUGUCAAAGCUGUUCCAACCCAAAAAGGUUUCACAAUAAAUUUUAAAUAAUUAUUAUUAUUUUAAAACACAAUUUAGCAGAAACUUCUUUAUCCUGGUUUUUGAAAAAUGAAUUUUUGAAGUAAUAAUAAGUUAUUUUGAAUGCAGUAUUUUAAGUAUUGUUGAUAUAAUUACAGUUGAAAAGUUGAUUUUAUUUCAUUACAAAUGACAUUUUUAUCAGCUGUUUUGACAGUUAUUGUAAUAAUUUACUUAAGUAGAAGAAAAUGAAACUGAAUUCAGUUUAAGUGAGAACAUUUGUAUGAAGAAAAUGCAUUAAAGGACCUUUAUUCAGAUAAAUAACAUAUUUUAAAUAAAUUUGGAGAAAUGCUGCAUGUGAGUGUAAUAUACUCACUAUUUCAAUUAACUGAAUGAAAUCUGUAUCAUUUAGUCAGUCAAUAUUGUGAAAAUAUCUAACAAAUUGACAUUUUUAUUUCAUUUUAUACAAUCUUUGUUGUUCAAUCCUGUGCAGAUAUCCAGCUGUCCGGUGUUUUGCUUAUUUUAUUUUUGAUUAAUAUUAAUUGUUAUCAUCCUGGUUUGGUCCGUCACUCUCACCUGUAACCAUCCUGUGCUUUCAUCCUAUUUUUUCUGUUGCUGCUAUGACAUCUGGAUUAAUAAAGGUUUAUCUGGCCUGAA